AUGGGGCUGAUGAAGAAAGUGAGUAAACUUUGCACUCUUUGCGAUGUCAAAGCCUGUGUAAUUAUUUACAGCCCUUAUGACUCGCAACCAGAUGUUUGGCCUUCCCCUCUUGGAGCCCAACACAUGCUUGCUGACUUUAAGAGGAUGCUCGAGAUGGAGCAGAGUAAGAAGAUGGGGAAGUCCCUCCACCAACUCAACCUUAUUGAUCUCAACGAUUUAGGUUGGCUCAUAGAACAACACGUUAAAGAAAUCCAGAAGAAGAUGGAAACACUCAACAAGUCACCUCAGCCUCAGGAGGUGAGAGACGGAGGUGUGAUGAAGGGUCCUAGUGAGACUUUCACUCAAAUCAAGGAGAAUUCUAGG
Carica papaya (papaya) is the source of this 363-nucleotide messenger RNA. The record is from RefSeq and is a predicted model, not a curated record. NCBI's taxonomy places the organism in Eukaryota, Viridiplantae, Streptophyta, Magnoliopsida, Brassicales, Caricaceae.